AUGGAACCAGUCGAGCCCCCAACAUGGAGCUUAUUUGUGGAUGGAUCGUCAGGAGAGACUGGUUCCGGAGCAGGAGUUGUUUUGGAAAGUCUAGAGGGUCACAAGCUAAACUGCACUGUCAGGUUUAGCUUCAAAGCUUCGAACAAUGCUGCAGAAUAUGAGGCCCUCCUAGCGGGCCUUAGACUAGCAAAAGAAGUGCAAGUGAAAAGGCUCUUAGUAAGUAGCGACUCGCAGCUUGUGGUAAGUCAAGUCAACGAAAAGUUUGCAACCAAAGACAGUGGCAUGGCUGCAUAUCUGAAAUUGGUUAUGAACCUGGUCCCUCACUUCGAGAGAUUCGAACUGGUUCAAGUCUUACGCCUCAAAAAUACACACACCGACACCUUGUCCAAGUUGGCCAGCAGCAGGGAUUCGAAGUUGCUAAAAAUUGUCUCAAUUGAACGCCUGCCGAAGCCUUCCAUCUCUGGAGGCGAAGAGGUACUAUAG
This is a messenger RNA of Olea europaea var. sylvestris, 483 nucleotides long. RefSeq lists its product as uncharacterized. NCBI's taxonomy places the organism in Eukaryota, Viridiplantae, Streptophyta, Magnoliopsida, Lamiales, Oleaceae. The transcript has a single exon. Gene Ontology annotation, molecular function: nucleic acid binding; RNA-DNA hybrid ribonuclease activity. The record is from RefSeq and is a predicted model, not a curated record. Bases 1 to 483 code for a protein of 160 amino acids.